This is a messenger RNA of Parnassius apollo (apollo), 1974 nucleotides long. The record is from the annotation of a GenBank genome assembly. NCBI's taxonomy places the organism in Eukaryota, Metazoa, Arthropoda, Insecta, Lepidoptera, Papilionidae.
AUGGAAGGCGGUGGCGGAGUCGCCAGCGUUGCCUCCCUCACCAUGGACUGCGAGGACAUGUUCAAAGAGAUAACUAAGAAACUGUACGGCGAGGAAGCCACUGUGGGUGUGAGCGUCGGGGUGAAUGUCGGUAGUGUGGUGGGCGUGGAGUUCCCGGCUGCAGAUCGUGACCUGCAAGAUGACGACCUGCGCCCCGAGGAACACAUCACUGCGUGGGGACUUGCUGCCCUUAUGCAGAAUGGCUUUCCGCCGCCCGGCAUACUACAGGCGAAUUUUACGCCACGCACAGACCCUUCUGCGGAAGAUCGCUGGACGGCAGCGGAGGAGCCUCUUGCGUGGGCGCACUCUCGCGUGGCCGCUUACAAUCCGGCGCAGAGGCUGUUCAAGUGCACUGACUGCGAAUGCGUGGGCUUCCUCGCGCGGGUCGCUGAGCACUGGCUCGGCACACACUCGCAAGCGCGAGCCUUCCAGUGCCCGCUGGCCGGCUGCGGGUUCGCGAGCGGCUGGGCGCGCGCCGUACGCCAACAUCUCGCUCGGGAUCAUCACUCGGACCCCGCCGCAGCCGACCAUUUGUUGCGAGAUAAUCCCGCACUUGAUGAUCUCACUCGGUAUCUCCAAAGGCUCAAGAGCAAGGUGGAGGCGGCUCGUACGGAGCGACGGACGGGAACAUCCAACACAAGUAGCGGGACGCCGAAUCAGGCGGUCGACGCUACUGCCGCUGAAUCCAACGUAGUGGGAGGCGAGGCCGGCAAGCGAUACGCUUGCACAGCAUGCCCGUACGCAACCGAUCGACGCGACCUCUUCACCCGUCACGAGAAUAUUCACCGAGAUGAGAAGCCGUUCCAUUGCUAUCUAUGCCAGAAACAAUUCAACCGUGCCGACCACGUAAAGAAACAUUUCUUGCGGAUGCACCGAGACCAACCGUACGAUCUUAAUCGUAUCAGACGGUCGAGUGGAGGCAAGCCGGCCACGAACGCGGGUGGGGCGGUGGGGCCGGUGGGAGCGGUGGGGCCGAGCGGGGCUGGUGCGGUGAGCGUGGCUGCGGGCGGGGCGGCCGCGCUGUUCUGCGCGAAGGCGAGCGAUGCGGCGGGCGCGCUGCUAGCGGCGCCAGCGGCAGCUGCGCUGGAGUGCCGCGCGCCGCCCAUCAAGCUGGAACGCUCGCCGCUCGCCAAGACCGAGUCAGUGGGCUCGCCCGCCACGCAGCACAAGCCUUCCACAUCCUCCCCGGUACGUCGCAAGGGUGAGCGACGCUACGCCUGCUGCUACUGCGCGUGGUCGGGUGUGGACAAUUGGUGCUUGAAGCGGCACCUCAACACGCACUUGAAGCCGUUCGCAUGCGCUCUGUGCGAGUACAAGGCCGCGCGCGCCGAGCGACUCGCCACGCACGUGCACAAAGUGCACAAUAAGAAGGCCUGCGCCAAGUGCCCCUUCCUUGCUGACGACCAACACCAACUCGCGCUGCACCUGCGCGAUGCACACCACAUCGAAAGUCGAAACUUGAAAGUGCCUUCGGGCGUGGGGCGCACGGGAGGAGGAGGAGGUUUCUCGUCCGGAGCAGCGGCGGCGCCGGCUGUAGUACCUGCGGGCGGCGGGCAAGUGGCGGCGGCGGCGGCGGCGGCGGCGAGCGGCGGCGUGACGUCACAGCCCGCCGGCGUGCGGCGUCGCGAGCAGCGUGCCGCCGGAGCCGCGCGACUUUUCGGCUACCUGGAGGCAUCGGACGGGUCGGGCGACGAGUACGAGCCGCCUCCAUUGCCGCCGGAGUACGCGGCGCAGCAGCAGCAGCAGCACGCCACGCCCGCCGUCACGCACGCGCAGCACGCCGCACACGCCGCACACGCCGCGCACGCGAGCCACAUCCCGCACUCGACGCACGCCGCGCACGCCGCGCACGCCACGCCGCACUUCGCGCGCGACAAAGAGAACGCCGCACCGCUGCACCACGCCAUGCAUCACGACCACUGCCUACGUUACUAG